Messenger RNA from Ceratosolen solmsi marchali, 4551 nucleotides. RefSeq names its product elongator complex protein 1 (gene Elp1). Gene Ontology annotation, molecular function: protein binding; tRNA binding. Gene Ontology annotation, biological process: tRNA wobble base 5-methoxycarbonylmethyl-2-thiouridinylation. The transcript is spliced from 11 exons. Lineage: Eukaryota; Metazoa; Arthropoda; Insecta; Hymenoptera; Agaonidae. The record is from RefSeq and is a predicted model, not a curated record. Gene Ontology annotation, cellular component: elongator holoenzyme complex; cytosol.
CUGAAUAAAAAUAUUGCCAAUUUUUAGUGAUAAUUCUCUUUUUAACGUUGUAUAACAAUUAUGAGGAAUUUAAUUGUAGAAACUCAAAGCACAACUGUGUUCGACGAUCAUGUACUUCUUCCGCGUUCACAAUAUCAUUGCUGUCAUGACUUUAAUAAAAAUAUAUUUUAUUUAGUCGAGUGUCAUGCAAAUGUAAUUCAUAUAAUGGACGUUGCCAAAGAAAUCUAUUCCACUAAGAAAAUAGCUCUUAAAUUUGACCGUAUAAAUACUAUUGGAGUAGAGUAUUGUAGCAACAAUGGGGAUAUAUAUGUUGGAUACGAUUCAGGGUUCGUGUAUGAAUUGAAAGAAUUUGACGAGACAUUGUUCGAAGCUGUCGAAGUGGCGGAAUUUCCUACUGGAUUACAAUGCAUGAAGAUAAGUCCCGAUAACGAAGUUAUAGUUUUUGUUUCAAAAGACCUCGUGGUUACCGUUAUAACAUGUAGAUUUUUUGAUUGUGUCAAUAGCGCAAGUUUACUAUGUACGGAAUUUGGAGCAAAAGAAUUUAUAACAGUCGGUUGGGGCAAAAAAGAGACGCAGUUUCAUGGUUCCAUGGGUAAAGCGGCAGCUAAAGAGACGCCAGACGAGUUCAGAAAAAGCAAUGCGGAUAAAGGCGUACCUAAAAUAACGUGGAAUACAGCGAGUACGUUAUUUGCGGUCAGUUUUGUCGAUCCCAAAAUUAAUGCAAGAAGAUUUAAGGUAUUUGAUAGGAAAGGAAUUUUACAGUAUACCAGCGAAUUGGUAGAUGGUCUCGAAGGAACUUUGUCAUGGAAAACCGCUGACAAUGUAAUUGCCGCGACAAGGAUAUUACCCAACAAGCGUACGGUUGCACUUUUCAAUAAAAAUGGUCUUUUGCACAGAGAAUUCGCUCUUCCCUUCGACUCGCAAACUGUCCAAAUUCUAGAUUUAAUUUGGUCAAGGGACUCUGAUAUUCUAGGAAUUUGGUACAAGGACUUAAUUACUAAAUUGAAUAUUCUUCAAUUAUGGUCGCAAAGUAAUUAUCACUGGUAUCUAAAACAGACUAUUAAGUAUCCAGAGAAAUAUCCUAUAUUGUACGUUGCUUGGCAUUCCCAAAUCGACAAGGAUUUGUUAAUAUUGUCGCUGAAAAGUAGCACCGCUUAUAGAUUUUAUUGGGCUAUUUCGCAAAGCUGCGGCAAAACCGAAUCUGACAAAGCUACGGUCUGUGUGAUCGAUGGUAACAAUGUUAAUAAAACGAAAUUUAAGGAGUCCAUGUAUCCACCUCCAAUGUGCCAAAGAAAGUACCAAUUUAAAGUACCAGUCAAUGCAGUGUUGUUCUCUCCAAAUGGCUGGAAUAACGAAGAAGAUCCAAAUGACUUUUUGGUGUUUUUGUCUAAUAAUAAAAUCAUAGUUUGUAAAAACGUAAGAUAAUAUUUUACAAUAAAAAAUGGCGAGGAACCUACUUACAAAACAUAUAAUUUCUCAUUAUCGAUAAAAAAUGGAUAUCGGUAUUCGUUCAGUUUAAUGCAGCAUUUAUUUUGGUAUAAAAAAAAUGUUGUCUUAUUUUCAAUAACGUUAGGUACAAAGAGUACUUUGUACGAGUUACCUCUGUUGGAUUUCAAUGAUUUAGAUGUAAUAGAAUUAGAGUCAAGACGCAUACAGGAAAUGCCUGGUAAGAUACAACACAUCGUUGCGUCUUCGGAUUCAAAAACAGCUUAUGUAAUUGUCGACAACAAAGUUUAUCGUUACAACGACCGCGACGGGGUGGAAAAAUCCGAGUUAACGAUAAGUAAGAAAGCCUCGCACGUUGUGGCAAAAGUUGAAUGUGCGAAUUUCGGUGGGAAGGAGGUGAUUAUCGCAUUGACACGGAAUCACAUACUGUACGUAGAUGGAAAUCAAAUAACCAAUAAUGUUACGUCAUUUUAUCUGCACUCCGAGGCAUUGUUUAUCACUACACAGCAGCACACGUUAAUUCACUUUGAUUUGUCAUUGAAUGGCCUCGAUCAAUUGAUGACAAAAGACUUGACCGUUCAGCCAUGGGAACAGAAAUCCAAUGUACAAGAACUAAAUAUAAGACGAGUGGAACGCGGCUCCGUCAUAAUAGCGGUCAUAGCAAAAGGCGAUAGAAUGAUUUUACAAAUGCCCAGAGGCAAUUUGGAAAUCAUUCAGCACCGCACUCUUACAAUCUCCAUAAUCAAGCCACUUUUGGAUCAACAGAAUUAUAAACAAGCCUUGGAGAUCAUGCGCAAGCAGCAAAUUGAUUACAAUCUGUUUUACGAUCACAAUCCGCAAUCCUUCCUUCACAACAUUAAGAAAUUCGCUGAUGAUUUGGACGCGCGCAAUUUAACGAUAUUCUUAACGGAUCUGAACGACGAUGAUGUUACGCGCACCAUCUACAAGAGCAAUUACGUUGAUCGCACGACGACGAAAGCAGCGAGUUCGAGUAAAGUCGAAUUGACAUGCGAAAUCUUAAGAGCGGCUAUGGAGAAAAAUCACGACAAAUUGAUCGAGCCAAUUAUUGUAAGUCUGGUGAAGAAGGAGAGCGUGAAGGGUAUCGAGGAAGCAAUAAUUAAGCUACAGCGACUGAGCGAAUGCGCGAUGUCGAGUAGCGCCGAGGAGAAAUUGCGUCGUUUGACUUUUCUGGUAAAGAAAAGGAACCUCUUCGACAUAGCUCUGGGCACCUACGAUCUCAAGCUCGCGAUGUUCGUCGCCGAGGCGACCCACACCCUCUCCCAGGAGAACGUGAACUUUCUGAACAGCUUCAAGAUGCUCGAGCCCAAUUACAUGAAGUACAAGAUCGACGUGCACCUGAAGCGCUACGAGUCGGCGCUUACGAACAUCGCCAAGCUGCCAGAGAGGUUCGACGAGUGCAGGAAGCUCAUACGCGAGCACGGACUGUACGCCCAAGGUCUCAAGCUCUUCGCCGAGACGAGAUCGACACCCGAGUACGCGGAUAUCGCCACUAUCUACGCCGAGGUGUUGGACGGGAAGGGCAAGCACAGAGAGGCCGGGAUCCUCUACAGCAAGGCCAACGAGUUUACUAAGGCUCUCGUUGCUUUUAAAAAGGCCAAUAGCUGGCAGGACGCCAUCGCCACCGCGUUCAAGCUGAAAUUAAGUGCGGCUGAAUUGAAGGACUUGUAUGUAGAAUCGGUGGAACGACUGCAGAGAGACAAUAAGUACAACGACGCCGCGAUAAUUCUGUCCAAGUACUUAAAUAAAUUUGAAGAGGCGGUGGCGAUGCUAUGCAUGGGCAAGGAAUGGCUUCGGGCGUGGAACGAGGUUUGCUGCAACGAUCGACUGGAUUUGAUCGAGUCACGCGUGAGACCCUCGGUCAUCGAUCACGCUGAAUUCCUCCUGGGGCACUUACGCCACUGCAGGGAGAACUUUGGGGAACACGCGAGCCGCUUGGUGUUGGUGCGCCCGGAGCUGUUGAAACGUCGCGAGACCCUGGCGGAGCUCGGAAGUCUCGUGAUCGGGGAACCUGGCGAGGCUAUGGCCGGGGGCUGCGGUACCGAGAGCAUCGCCGAUUCGAUAGACACGAGGACUUCGCGGGCCUCGAGAUCGACGUAUCGCACCUAUCGCUCGAGCAAGAACCGCAGGAAACACGAGAGGAAGAUGUUUAGUACGAAGAAGGGCAGCCUAUACGAGGACUUUGGCCUCGUGCUCGCGCUCCACCAGCUCGUCACCCAGGCCUACGAACAAAGGGAUGAUGUUCGAACAGUUGCCGAAGUGCUAUUGUAUAUAAAUAGCGAUAAAUUAGCCGAGGACUUGCAGAAGGAAAUGAAUGUAUUUUUAGCUGAAAUAAGUAAACAGAAACAUGUAAUUUGGCCGCCGAUUCGCGAGAAUACCAAUUUCAGGGCCAAUUUUGUCGAAGAUCUUGGAGAUGAGAAGCAAAUGUGGACAGGUAAAUAUUGUCUUGAAAAUUUAGAGGACAUGAGCCGAAAUGCCCGUCGAAUGUACGAGUACAACACACGCAAGUAUAAGGACCAGCCAAUUCCAUCGAGCUGGGCUGAUGAUGUUGAACCGCAACCCCGCGUUGGAAUACCACGCAACCAGAGCCCCCGCGCGCAGCGCAGAUCACAAAACUGGAAGACCAGGAAGGGGGUUAAGAUCGGAGAGAAGAAGAGUGUGCCCGCAAGCGAGAUCUCCGACCCCGCUGAGUACACUCCAAAGGUUUUCAAAGCCAAGAGUGAGAAGUUAAUGGAUGAACCUCUCUGGCAAGAAGGACCUGUUCAGGGCACUCAUCCAGUCAUUAGAAUCUAUGCCCAGAAUAUGGAUAUGUCAACCUUCCCUCUCCUGCUGGAAAGGGUAUACCUUGAUCUUGAAGCGGAAAACCCCAGGAUCAGGAGAGAAAUGCCGUUCUGCAUGUUCCAGCACGCUUGUACUAGUGUGUUGAAUAUCGCUAUGAUUGACCAUCUGAAGACCAUCAACGCGGAAGACCGCUAUUCAGAUGAAGAAUCACCGAUGAAUUUUAUUCCGGAUGAUUUUCAUUUACCUGCACCCAUAGCCGAAUUUAUUAAGAACAUCGCUAACACUACUAAACAGAUUGCGGAGUAG